Messenger RNA from Crotalus tigris (Tiger rattlesnake), 3011 nucleotides. RefSeq names its product SPT2 chromatin protein domain containing 1 (gene SPTY2D1). Gene Ontology annotation, biological process: nucleosome assembly; regulation of DNA-templated transcription. NCBI's taxonomy places the organism in Eukaryota, Metazoa, Chordata, Lepidosauria, Squamata, Viperidae. Gene Ontology annotation, molecular function: DNA binding; histone binding. The transcript has 6 exons. The coding region runs from base 175 to 2136 and encodes 653 amino acids. Gene Ontology annotation, cellular component: nucleolus. The record is from RefSeq and is a predicted model, not a curated record.
GUGAGGGUAGGGAGGGGCGUUGCCAGCAACUUUUUCGUCAGGUGGGCGAGGAGCGAGUCCGAAGAGAGAGAGAGGAGAGAGAGAGAGAAGGAGAGACGAGACGGGAGGAGAGUUGAGGGGCGCUCCUCGCCGCCCGAGCGCCUCGCAGGGAAAGAGCCUCGGAGAGAGCCCGUCAUGGAUUUCCGCGAAAUCCUCGUGAGGGCCUCGGAACAGCAGGGAUCGAGCGCCGUACCGAAGAGGUACAGUUUGGCAGUUGGUCCUCCCAAAAAGGAUCCAAAAGUUAAAGGUGUUCAGUCAGCAGCUGUGCGAGCCUUUCUCAGAAGGCAAGAAGAGGAACAGAAGAAAAAGGUUCUUCUGGAAAAAAGAAGAAAAGAGGAACUCCUGGCUAGGCGUGUGGAAAUGAAACAUGACCGAAAAGCCAGGGCUAUGGCUUCGCGGACAAAGGAUAAUUUUCAUGGCUAUAAUGGCAUUCCUAUUGAUGAGAAGCCUAAAAAGAAGCAAGCACAUGAAAACACAACUUCUGGAAGCACAGAUUGUAGGGCGCAGGAUGAAAUGAACGAAGAAGAUUAUGAUCUGUCAGAGUCUGAGCAGGAACCAGAAGAGUAUGAAGAGAAACCACCCAAACGUUCAGAAAAACCAAAGGUGCUAGCCAAAAGUGCACCUCCAGCAAUGAAUUUUAAUGAUCUUUUAAAGCUGGCUGAAAAAAAACAGUAUGAGCCAGUUGAAAUAAAAGUUGUAAAAAAGACAGAAGAAAGACCAAUGACCGCAGAAGAAUUAAGAGAGCGAGACUACUUAGAGAAGAGAAACAGAAAAGAGAUUAUACUAAAAGAAAAGAAAUCAGAGAAAGAAAUGAAACGUGCAACUGCAUCAGGUUCUUCCAAAAAAGAAAUUUCCCAGAGGGAUUUAGUAAAUGCUAAAGCUGGCAAGCAUUCAACAGACAAACCCACCUUUUCAAAAGGAAACAUUCCCUCACAAAAUAAUAAAGAUAAGAAAACCAAAGGGCAAAUUUUAAGUGAAAAACCUUCGAAAUUGGCAUCUAGUUCCAAAGCAAGCCAUGCUGAAAAAGUAAAAUCUACACCCAAAGGGCCUUUGAAAAGCCCUCCUCACAAUAAUCACAAUAAUCACGUUAAACCUGCACCCAGUGGAGGAGGAAAAACUGGAUCUAAGUCCCAAACUGUAGUCUUGAAAACAGCUGCAAACGGAACCCUCCGACAAUCAUCUAAUAAAGACCUUAGUUUGAAAAAAAAUAGCACCCAUAUAAAAUCGACUAGUGUGGUUUCUGCCCAGCAAGAAACUUAUAAAAAAUCCAGCUCCAAGCAAGCAAGCAACAUUUCAGUCACAGGAGGACCUCCUGCACGAUCAAAGAGCAGCUUGAAUUCAGGCCCCAGGCAGCCAAGCCACAGUUUGAUUCCUGGGCAUGGAUCACGUAGCAUGGGACCCAGGAGAUCAGAAAACAGCUCAGGACAAGGGCAGCAAAGCGGUAGCUCAAGCACAGGACCUAGACUUGCCAGUAAUAAUUUAAGCAUGGGAUCUAGUCGACCAAGUAUUGCUUCAAGACCAGUAUGUUUAGGCAGUAGCCAAGGCGUAGGACCUGGUCGGCCAAAUUCCAAUGUAAUCACUGGACCUGGAAGGGAUAGCAGCUCAGGACCAGGUCGGCCAAGUAUGACUACAGCUGGAACUCUAAAACCAAAGUGUACUGUUGUAUCGGAAACAAUCUCGUCCAAAAAUCUGGUUCCAAGACAGAUGAAUGGAAUGAGGCCAUUUCCUAAUCAUAGACCAGGGAUUCCCCCACAAGGUUUUCCAAGACCAUCUCUUCCACCUAUUACCAGUAGCUAUAAAAGAAAGUUUGAAGAUGAAGAUGAAUAUGAUUCUGAAAUGGAAGAUUUUAUUGAUGAUGAAGGAGAGCCUCAAGAAGAGAUCUCGAAACAUAUCAGAGAGAUAUUUGGUUAUGAUCGGUCAAAAUACAAAGAUGAAAGUGACUAUGCCUUACGUUACAUGGAAAGUACUUGGAAAGAACAGCAGAAAGAGGAAGCCAGAAGCUUGAGACUUGGAGUGCAAGAAGAUCUAGAAGAACAGAAACGUGAAGAGGAGGAACUGAAACGCAAAAAGCAAACAAAGAAGUUGAAAACACAUUAGCCAAUUUGCCACAGUUUUGGUUUACUGUUACUCUACUAUUUGUUCCAAAGUUUAGCUUUAGUUGUACUUGCAUAUGAAAGAAUAAGAAAUCAUGUAGAAAAUGGACAUAUAGAAAUAAGGAUUUGGUGCCAGAUUUUACAGUGCAAAGUUCUGCAGGCCUUGGAGAAGGAAAAUUUGGGAUAUGAUUUUCUGCUUUUCCUCAGCACUCAGCACCACUGCCCACACCGUGGAAAUACUGGGAUAUUUUCCAGGAUAAUUCCAGGAUGGGAAUUAGUUACUGGGACUGUCUCAAAAGAAGAAAUUGGGAGAAAAUGUUGGUCUGGCCUUUUCCUUCAGCAGAAAGUUUUUAUUGGAACCCAGUCCUUAUCAUGAACAGAAAUGAUUUUUCUGUGCUCACAGAGAGGCAACUCUGGAUCCAAAAUUAUGUUCUUUAGUUUGACGCUCAAAUACUGACCUUUAAUUACUGCCAAGUUUCCCCUUCUGAAACGCAAAUAAAUGCACUAAUGGAGAAUAUUAGUUGGAAUAAAAAUGAAAAUUAAUUAUACUAUGAUGUAAAGUAAUUCAAGGAUGCCAGCAGACUGCUGAUUGACUAUGCACUGGCUUGCAACUAGUGGGCCCUAAUAACAAUACAGUCUGUUUCCAUUCCAUACAAAUAGAAAAAUGUUUAUGUUUUUUAUCUUUCAAAAGAGAUUGUGUCCUGAGUCAAGAUUCUUAAGUCACUUUUUCUCUUCCUAUAAAGCACAGGUUUAAAAAUGUAGCUGAUGAUGAUGUUGAAAGCAAUAUUAACAUUUUCUGAUUUCUGUUUGACAAGAUUAUGUAAAAAAAAAAAAAAAAAAACACCCAAACCCUAAUACUACAAAGCUUUGACAUCACAA